Dicentrarchus labrax (European seabass) is the source of this 2803-nucleotide messenger RNA. RefSeq names its product homeodomain-interacting protein kinase 1-like. NCBI's taxonomy places the organism in Eukaryota, Metazoa, Chordata, Actinopteri, Moronidae. Gene Ontology annotation, molecular function: ATP binding; protein serine/threonine kinase activity; protein tyrosine kinase activity. The transcript is spliced from 7 exons. Gene Ontology annotation, cellular component: cytoplasm; nucleus. The record is from RefSeq and is a predicted model, not a curated record. Bases 16 to 1158 code for a protein of 380 amino acids. Gene Ontology annotation, biological process: peptidyl-serine phosphorylation; peptidyl-threonine phosphorylation.
AGUCUUUUUGACUUCAUGAAGGAAAGAUAUUUCCAGCCUCUCCUUCUAAAGGAGAUUAGGCCUGUUGUCCAGCAGAUCGCCAACGCACUCCACCACUUGAAGGCUGUUGGGAUAAUACAUGCAGACCUCAAGUUGGAGAACGUAAUGUUGGUGAACCAUGUAAGGGAGCCUUACAGACUCAAGGUGAUUGACUUCGGCCUGGCCUGCGACACAUCAGCUGCCAGCGUGGGCUCGUACAUUCAGACCCGUCACUACAGGUCCCCAGAGAUUCUUUUGGGUCUUCCGUUCACAGAAGCUAUAGACAUGUGGUCCCUGGGCUGCGUGGCUGUUACUUUGUACCUCGGCAUUAUACUCUACCCCGGCAAUAGUGAAUAUGAUAUGAUCAGGUACAUAGUGGAGACUCAAGGUCAGCCACCUGACCACCUGCUCACUUUUGCACAAAAGACCUGCUGCUUUUUCCAAAGAGAUUACAACUCGGGCACCAGUCUGUGGAAACUGAAGACACCACAACAGUUCCAACGAGAGGUGGGGACUCCAUCAGUGGAGACCAGGAUCUUGAAGAUGAGCUCUCUGGAUGACCUCCUGCAUGUCCGGGUCAUCCACCCAGAGAUUUCUGCAGAUAAAGUUGCAGAAAUGACUGAUCUGCUGAUGUUUGUGAACAUGGUAAAAGGAAUGCUUCAGCUCGAUGCCACUGAACGGAUUACACCCCGUCAGGUGCUGGAGCAUCAGUUCACCACCAUGUGCCACAUGGUCAGCAUGUACCCCCUCAGCUCCCAUGUUAGGUCCUGCUUUGAGAUAAUGGACACCUUUCAGCAGGCCCUGACUUCUAACAGUGGGAAAGCUUUGAGUGGGUCUUUACAGCAGACCUCCUCCAGGGCUGUUCAGCAGAACCUUCCUCCUCCUCUUGCUAAGAGAAGCAGCCAGAGUCAGGCCCACUACAUCAACCCAGAUCCCGGCACUAGAACCCAAACCAAGAGUUUAGUCAAGUCAGGGAAAAAAAGAAAAAAGGUUGAUGAUGAAGAUGGGAAUAUGAAUGACACACCUCAUCUUUCCAAAAGGGUCAAGUCUAAAUGCCACAGGUAUGCUCACAUACAACAGUCACAUCAUUAUCAAUCAGUUUACAGAGCAGAUUAUAAGAAUUUAGAGGCUCAUAAAUAAUGUGACCUUCUAUUUAUUAAAUUAAAGAAAAAGCUACGCAGGGCCACCCACCUCCAGCAGCAGCCAGGAUUCUACCAAUUACAUCCAGGCUAGCACCGCUGUGAGGAGCCAUCCCGCGCAGCCAUCCCACCACAGCAUCAGUCCCUCCAAACGCAGCCCGAGCCAAAGUUGCAUAGGGUCAGGGAUUAAAAGAAAUAAUCCAGACAGUGAAGAUGUGGGGCUUCAAGAAACAAACUCUGCCCGCUAUGAACAGUCAGAUGAUGACAGAAAGAGGCUCUGUAAAAGCUAUGUAGGUGCAUCCACCUCAAGCAGCAGCAGACAGACCCAGAGUUGCAUCUCACCAAGGGUUAAGAGGAAAAUGACUCAUGAUGAAGACUCUGACUACAAUGAGAGGCCAGGUCAUGAGAGCAAGAGGGUCAGAAAAAGCAGUGCAGAUAGAGCCACCUGCAGCAGCACCCAUGAUCCCAGCACUAGAACCCAAAUCACGGAUUUAGUCAAGUCCUGGGGAAAAAAGAAAGCGUGAUGAUGGAGAUGGGAAUAUGAAUGAAACUUCUCAUCUUUCCAAAAGGCUAAAGGCUAAAUGGCACAGGUAUGCUCACAUACAACAGUCACAUCAUUAUCAAUCAGUUUACAGAGCAGAUUAUAAGAAUUUAGAGGCUCAGUUUGAUGUCAUUUUAUAAAUAAUGUGACCUUCUAUUUAUUAAAUUAAAGAAAAAGCUACGCAGGGCCACCCACCUCCAGCAGCAGCCAGGAUUCUACAAAUUACAUCCAGGCUAGCCCCGCUGUGAGGAGCCAUCCCCUGCAGCCAUCCCACCACAGCAUCAGUCCCUCCAAACGCAGCCCGAGCCAAAGUUGCAUAGGGUCAGGGAUUAAAAGAAAGAAUGCUGACGGUGAAGAUGUGGGGCAUCAAGAAACAAACUCUGCCCGCUAUGAACAGUCAGAUGAUGACAGAAAGAGGCUACAUAAAGGUGCAUCCACCUCAAGCAGCAGCAGACAGACCCAGAGUUGCGUCUCACCAAGGGUUAAGAGGAAAAUGACUCAUGAUGAAGACUCUGACUACAAUGAGAGGCCAGAUCAUGAGAGCAAGAGGGUCAGAAAAAGCAGUGCAGAUAGAGCCACCUGCAGCAGCACCCAUGAUCCCAGCACUAGAACCCAAAUCACAGGUUUAGUCAAGUCGGGGGAAAAAAGUAAACUUAGCCACAGUCCUACCGACACUUCCCACAUUUUACCUGAUUUGAGGAGCCGCUUAGCUAAGCGCCAUAGCCCAAGCCCUGCAAGAGGCACCCAAACCGAGAGUCGGGCUUGGUCAGUACUGAAAAGAAAGGCAAAAGCUUUUGCAGCUGAUGAUGACAAUGUGUGGUAUACAAAAGAGCCUCUGAUCUUAAGUCAGAUAAUGACAGAAAGAGGAACCUGUGUGUGUGCGUGUUUAGAGGACAGGAGGAGAGGUGAGUAGAUAUGUACUGUAGCUAGAUUAUUAAUGGACGUACAAUAUUUUUCUUUUGCUCUAACAAGUCACAAGUGUGUUUAAAAUCUGACUGUUGACUUCUAGAACCUCACAUCAGUAAGAAGACAACAAGCAAGCAGUGCCAUUAACAGGGAACCUGUGACUGUAACUGCAAUUCCAUUUCGAUUGAGGCCUGGUCAC